Messenger RNA from Aureobasidium pullulans EXF-150, 1742 nucleotides. RefSeq lists its product as uncharacterized. NCBI's taxonomy places the organism in Eukaryota, Fungi, Ascomycota, Dothideomycetes, Dothideales, Saccotheciaceae. The coding region runs from base 111 to 1337 and encodes 408 amino acids. The transcript is spliced from 2 exons. The record is from RefSeq and is a predicted model, not a curated record.
CACAAGAAGCGCAGGAACCACAGGAAGCCGUUCACGCCGUCUUGCUCUUCCGUGCCCACGGACCCUUUGACACCGACCUUUGUCGUUGCCGGAGAGCCUGGAGACGCAGCAUGGCCGACGACUACACGCCAAAACCUAGUCUUGGACGGAGGAAAUCAUCGCUUAAUACGCUCAGAGAGCUGUCGCAAAGAUUCAAGCAUGCCGGACGCAAACCUUCAGACAGCGUCGAGGAGGAAAGAGAGAUUAUUGGCGAUGGUCAAUUUUCGAUUCCCCCUCAACUGAAGAUGCCCGACUUUGCUCCCUUUGUCACAAACUCCACUACCGACACUGCAACCCAGCCACGAGCUCCAGAGAUCGAAGUCGCAUCGUCGUCGCCUCGAACAGCCCAGCCGCCAGUGUCAACAAACGCCCUCGACGGCACACAAGAACGACUACUCUCACCCAAGCCCUCGAACAACGACAUGAGUUCCACCACGACAUUGGUAGAAUCAUCGCCAAUCCUCUCGGACAGUACUCCCUGGGUUGGCGGCACUGGUCUUGGAAAUGCGAACCUGGGAAAGUCAGGCCGUGUUAUUGAGAAGCUCAUGGCUGAGAACGACAAAUUGAAAAGAGAAAUAAAGGCAGAGGCCGCCAAAAGAGAAGAGCUGCAACGCACUGCCAAUGCACAAAAGCCCAGGCUGGAAGCUCUCCAAGCAGAAAACGCCCGUCUCUCGCACUGCAAAGCCGUGGACGAGAGCGUGAUCAAGCGCCGCGAUCGCAAGAUCGAAGAUCUCAAGGCCGAGCUGGAUGUUGAGCGGCAAAAGAGAGAGUCUUUGGAGCACCGAGUACAGGACGCCGAACGCAAGAUGGGCGAAUACCAAGAGCACAGCAACAAGGAAGUCCAGCAAGCAGUCGAAGAAGCCAAGCACGCUACCACACACGCCUCCAUCCUCGAGACAUCACACCGUCAACUAUCGUCUGAGUACCGGCAGCGCAUAGCAGCGGCUAGCAAGCAACUACGAGAAUUGAGCGACGAUAGGGAGGAAGACCGAAAACGCCUGACCAAAUUGGAUGUCGUUAACCACCAAAUGCGUCAAGAGUCGGAGAAGGCACGAAAACUGUACAACGAACUGCUGGCAGCUUCGGACAAGUACAAAGCAGAAAAAGACACGGAAGUGGACGGUGUCCUCGGGGAUGUGAGGCAACUCAAGGGAGGCAUCAGCAAACGCGAAGGAGAACUUGAGACGACGCUUGAGGAGAUGCACAAGGUCAUGAACCGCAUGAAGUGGCUCAUGAACAUGCAGAAAGUGAACAAUGAGAAUGGUGUCAGCUCACCUCCGCCUUCGCCGCCUUCCUGAGUACUACGAUCAUCUCAGGGGUUGACCGAAAAGUGAGUUUUGUUUGGGGUAGGAGAGAGAGAGGGAGUUUUCUUUGGCAUUGUUGAUGUUGUAUAGCGGGAAAUCUGACUAUACAGGGGUUUUACGAAGGCGUUCACGGGUUUGCUUCUGAAUAGGCGUACUGAGAAGCAGAUAUCUUAUGGCUUUCAAAGGGCUGCAUAGCGAGGCGUCAUGGGAGGAGACAAGGAGUAUAAUACAGGUGGCACCAUAUUCUUACCUAUGGUAUAACAAGACGAAAUGACACUAGCCGCGUUUGAGAUCGAUGUGAAGAAGCUGAUUUCGAAGUCAGGGAGUCUGAUGAAGGCGUUCAGAGUGUUAGAUCGUGCCUGCCAAUUGAGUAAUCAAGACAUACCAUCUUACCAACAG